AUGACCCUGCGCAAAACACCGGCUCACUGUAACCAACACUUACUUCCGCCUCCCGAUGCGAGAGAAUGUCACCUUGAGGCAUCCUCAGUUGCGAAACUGGCACCUGCUGGACUAUGUCCUCGUCCGGAGGCGAGACCAACGGGACGCGCUGGGGACAAAUGCGAUCCCGGUUGCCAACGGGUGUCCGACCAUCGCCUCGUCAUGUCCAAGAUACGCGGACCGCAAAGAAUGGAAGAACUUCUUCUCCGCGAUCAAAGCUGUCUACGGUCCACCAACCAAAAUGUCAGCGCCGACGGUCCUACCCUACUCACUGAAAAAAAACAAAUUUUACAGCGAUGGGCCGAGCACUACCAAGGCGUCCUCAACCGACCCUCCACCAUCUCCGGCUCCGCCAUCGUCCCACUGCCGCUAGUGGAGACCAACGUCGACCUCAACCUCCCGCCCUCUCUCUACGAAACCAUCAGGGCCGUGCAACAGUUCUCCGGCCGGAAGCGCCCGGAUCGGACGCGAUCCCGGCUGAGGUCUACAAGCACGAUGGCCUCCAACUCAUGGAUUAUCUGA
Messenger RNA from Spirometra erinaceieuropaei, 561 nucleotides. NCBI's taxonomy places the organism in Eukaryota, Metazoa, Platyhelminthes, Cestoda, Diphyllobothriidea, Diphyllobothriidae. The record is from the annotation of a GenBank genome assembly.